AUGGUGACUCCGGCUCAGCAGAUUGCGCAGCUGGCGCAGGGUCUCGCGCUUAAGCCGCCGCGCAAGAACGCGGCAGUCCACAAGGCCGAGUGUAUAUACAGCACGGAUACCGAGAAGUCGCCAGACGGACUCUACAUCAACCUGAAGAGUUUCGAGUCGUUCGGCAAAGAGCUUCUGCGGUUCGACAGGAAUGCCAAGGGUGCAUUGUACCUACACGUUGUGCGAAGGUUGGUGCCCCGGAAGCCUGAAGCGAUCACGGAGAACGACUCCUCCGCAAACGAAGAGGCGGUGAACCAUGAGGCUAGCGGAGACGGCGUAGCAGAUGACGCGGGAAUGUCGCAGGAGAAGGAGGCAGUGUACGUUGCAGGUGGUAGCGAGCUCAUGAGGUUCAGUUUCAAGCAACGGAAAACGUGCGACGAGGUCGUGGAUUACCGCGUGUACGCACCGUCCAUACAAGUCUCAAUACCACUGGACGAAGCGCCUGACAAUGUUGCCGCCGUCUGCAACGCGAUUAUAGACCAUUCGGGGUUCAACUUCAGCGCCGACGACUUCGUGUGGAAGGACUACGUCACCGAGUCAAAGUAUGCGAAACAUCUCAUACAAGUUGAAGCGCCUCCCAAGAUCAACUACGAGAACCCACAGUGCGAGCGAUGUGGUGCCAGGACCAACUUGUGGCUCAACCUUUCGGACGGGUACAUCGGUUGUGGGCGGAAGAAUUAUGACGCCGGCGGCUGCAGCGACGGUGACGAGGGCGCGGCCAUCCAGCACUACCAGGCUACCGGGGGUGUUUUCCCGUUGGCCGUGAAGAUUGGCACCAUCACCGCCAGCUCAGGCGAUGUCUACAGCUAUGCCCCCGACGAGGACACGCAGGUCGUGGACCCGUACUUGGCUGACCACCUGGCUCAUUUCGGCAUCGACGUCAAGCAACUGAAGGAAACGGAAAAGUCGACACUGCAGCUGGAAAUCGAGAAAAACGAGAAACACGACUGGUCAGAGAUGAACUCCGAAUCGCAUGUGGUACAUGGCGCUGGGCUUGUUGGUCUUGACAACCUCGGCAACAGCUGCUACCUCAACUCCGCUAUGCAGAUGCUUGCCUCUGUUCCAGACCUGGCGUCGUAUUUCUGCGAGCAUUACGACAGCAUCGCAACGAGGGUGCCUGACACUGUCAAGCCGUGCGACGACGUGCUGAUUCAAUUCGCCAAAACUGUCAAGGCCAUGACCACCAGCCGUGUGGUGGACCAGCAGCUGGAGCUCAUCAGGCGGUACCGCACGGCGUGCGAGGACGAACACGUUGAUUUCGUCGAGCCGGAACAGUAUAAGAACUUUGCCGUCAAGCCGUCCAUGCUCAAGUACGCCAUUGGCAUCAAAAACAAGAGCUUCGCCACCAACGACCAGCAGGACGCCGAGGAGUUCUUCAGCUACUUCCUGAACGUGCUGGCUGACAUGGAGCCUGAAAUCAACAGGCGCGCCAAAACGCCGUGCAAAAUCAAAAAGAUGUUCUUCUUCCAGUACCGGCAGUACAUAGUCUGCGAGGCACUCAACAAGAUCACCUACAACGAUAACGAGAUGCACAUGCUCUGCUUGCCACUCAUCACCGGCGGAAUGAGUCAGGAGGACAUCGACCCCAAUCAACCGAUCAACAUUAUGGACUGUUUCAAUUACUGGGAACAAGAGCAGGAAAUCGACUACCUCGACAAGGGGCAGCACCACACGGGGAUCAUCACCAACGCCCUCUUAACACUACCCAAGUACCUCGUAGUCAAGCUGAAUCGCUUCUAUUUCAAAGCGGACGGAACGAGCGAGAAGAUAACGAACAACGUGGUCAUUCCGUCCGAGGGCAUCACGCUGGAGACGCAGGGCGAAAGGCCGCGUGGCGGCUACACCGUCGAGUGCAACACUCGCGAGGUGAAGAAGGCGAAGAAGCAGAUGAACCCAGAACUGCUGCAGACGCUCAUGGCCAUGGGAUUCACAGAGAAGCUAUGCAGAUUAGCUGGGGAGCACGCUGACUCCCACAACGUUGACGCAUGCGUCAACUGGAUACUGGCCAACAUGGACACCGUGUCUCAGGACACUGCGACCGGAGAAAACGACGCUUCGGAAUUGGCGGUCAACGCGUCAGUACUGAUGGAUCUGGGUUAUUCGCUCGAGCAGGCGAACAGAGCUGCGGAAAGGUUCGGGUCCGACGUUGCCGCCGCAGUAGACUGGCUUGCCACUGCCGAGUUGACGGUACAAGCAACGGUCAAGGACAAAGGCAAGUACCAGCUGCUCAGCGUCAUUUCCCACGUCGGCUCCAAAAUCAACACUGGCCACUACGUUUGCCACGUCAACAAGAACGGACAGUGGUACACCUUCAACGAUUCCAAGGUGCUCAAGUACGACAUGCCAUCUACCGGCAACGGUUACCUUUACCUGUUCAAGCGCUCGGAUGAUAAUAAGGCAGCAUCUUCCGUUAGCAGAGCGUGA
Babesia bigemina is the source of this 2463-nucleotide messenger RNA. RefSeq names its product ubiquitin carboxyl-terminal hydrolase, putative. Gene Ontology annotation, biological process: protein deubiquitination. Gene Ontology annotation, molecular function: zinc ion binding; cysteine-type deubiquitinase activity; protein binding. The record is from RefSeq and is a predicted model, not a curated record. The transcript is spliced from 7 exons. NCBI's taxonomy places the organism in Eukaryota, Apicomplexa, Aconoidasida, Piroplasmida, Babesiidae. The coding region runs from base 1 to 2463 and encodes 820 amino acids.